UUGCGUUUUAUUCUCUCAACUUGACACAGUGUCUCAAUCCAAGAGCGCUGUGAGCCUCAAUUACCUGUCAGUGUGCUGGAAAACUGGUGAGGAGAAAGAAGCAUCUCUCCUCUCCUCUCUUGAUUUUUUUGUUUGUAUUUUCCUUUUUAAAGUAAACAAUUAACUGGGAUGUGCAUUGCUCAGUUUUCUAUCUUAAACUAUACGUUUUAGGACAGUGAUUGCCAUGAAGAAGCAGCACUUUCCUGGGAGUGGAGGAGAGCUUUUACGCAUCGCACAUCUUGGAGCGUCGAUGCAGAAUAGACAAAUAUAAAAACUGCUGUUAGUAUAACUGCGCUCUGCGAGUGGACUGUAUAUAUAUAUAAUGAGGUACGGACUGGUGGUUGUAACUGCUGGGUUUAUAGGUUUGCUCAGCUUUACCCUCCUCGCUGUGGCUAUUGGGACUGAUUACUGGUACAUUAUCGAUGUGAAUAAAUCCAACUGCACAGGUUCAGACGACCUGAGUUCUCAUUCUGGACUGUGGAGAAUUAUUGAAGGAGCAAACAUGAGCUCAGUCAUCCCUUCUUUCACAGCCAAUAUGUCCAGCCUGUCAGAAGCGGAAAGGCAACUUCUUGGCUUGCACAAAGUGGUGGUCAUCCUGUUGCCCCUCAGCCUGGUCCUGCUGGUGUUCGGCUGGAUCUUUGGACUCGUCAGCUCGUUGGCCUGCAGUCCCAAAUUGCUGGCUGGAUCCGCAUCCUACGUUCUCUUCUGCAGUCUUUUCACCCUCUCCGGGGUCAGCAUCUACAUCAAAUACUCGAAUCAGGCCAUGGAGGAGUUCCAGCGGGUCGUGUCCCCAGAGAACCUCGCCCACGUGGACGUUUCCUUCGGCUGGUCCUUAGCCAUCGCCUGGCUCUCCUACAGCCUGGAGGUGGCCAGCGGCCUGCUGCUCCUGCUGGCUGCCAGAAUAACUCAGAUGAAGGGGCGCUAUGACUCUGGUGUAGUCAUCGCCAUGUUAUAGAUUGAUGUUUUAUGAUGGUAUUUUAUUGCUUUUACUUAUUUAUUUUUGGUACUGAAGUAAAAACAGAUUUGAAGAGUAUUGUAAUACCAUCAAGCGAGCUGGAUUUACAUCACUGCUGCAACUAUAGAUACACAGAUGGUGAAUAAGUGACGCAGUUUUCACUCGCUUGUUGUGACGCCAGCUGCCUUUCAUCCUCUCGGUAUCAUUUUCUGUCUAUUGUCCCAUAUACAAUGAUGUUAUAAAUGUGGCCAUGCAAACAGAACAAACAGGCUAACCACUCAGUGUGUAAUUACUGUAGAUACUGUAUAAGCAGUAUUUGUUUGUUUUUUUAAGUGUUUUUCAGUAAUUUCAGCCUUUUGUUGCCAUAUUCCAUCCAUAUGUACAUUUUGUAUAACUAAUUACAUAAUAUUAUGUAUUGUGUAUAAUUGACCAUAAUUAUGUAUUGUGUUUGUAAGUCACAUUUGAUUCAGCAGUAGGUUUUCUUUGUUUUGAAACAUGUUUGUAAUUUACAGAGAGCAGAUCCAUCUACGACCCAAAUGCAAAUUCACUGCCAUGCAAUAUGAACACGGGCAAAAAUGGGAAGUGAAGUUGCAUGGGAUCAUUUCCUCUUUGACGGGUGCUAUAUAAAAUCCUUUGAGGAGGACUUCUGCAUCUUCGCUACACCCAUAUUGCAUUUAAAUAUUGUUCAUAUCAGUGGAUCAAGUCAUGUGAAAACAUUGCUGAUUCUGCAGCAGAUAACCAGCAGGCAAUGGAGCCACCUAGACUCUAGCACACAGUCAGGACUGGUUUAGUUUCUAGUAUUUCAUGAUAGAACAGCUACUGCAUGUUGAUCCAUGGGUCAGAGAAAAUUUGCAUUUCACAGCUUUUGAAAAGCAGUUAGCAUUUGGCCAAUGUAGAAGUUAAAACAAUGUGACUUUUAGAGAAAAUGUUGAGUUUGUGCCUCCCGUUUAAAAACGUCCUACACUCAUCCUACUGGUAAAUACAUUAAUCACAGAAACAGGGCAGAAGAUAAGUGUGCUCUCGUGGGAUCCUGCAAGUUGAUUUCAGCCGUACAGAAUAUGUGCCCAUGUUGCUGCAUGCUUUGCAGUAUAGUUAACGGCUAGAUAUUGUGAUAUUCUGUCUGUGCUGUCCACUUUUAGAAAUGAUAUUUCUUCUCUCUGCAUACUGGAAGUAAAAAGAACAAAUGCAACAUUUGGCACUUUGCGUUGAUGUAAAAUGUAUUGUGUUGUUGUUCCGUUUUCGCAAUCGUAGCAAACGUUGCUUAUGCUUUCAUAACUGAUCAGCUUAAAGGGUAACUUUGGCAUUUUUCAACCUGGACCCUAUUUUCCCAUGUUUUUGUGUCUAAGCGACUAAUAGGGACAACAAUCCUUAAAAUCGGUCCAUUAUUGAGAGAUAAUGCUGUAACCGGCAGCCGAGAAAUGAGCUGUGAGGGCAAGUGAGCAGCGUCAAUGUAACGUUACGUUCACUAAAAGUGCUUGUUUUGCCACUGACAGGCUCAGAUUGUUAUUAUAAGUGUCUGACAACAUUAUGGAAAGGACCCUACAGAGAAAUAAAUUGUUUUUUUUAUCUUUCGCUUGAUCCGUUCUGUUUGUUAUCGUCUCCAAGUCUCGCUCAGGGAGAAGUGUCAUUGUGGAAUCUGAAUAUCCGUAUACUCUGGCUCAAAUAAAGACGGGCGGCCAUCGAAUUCAAAGACCUCAUCCACAUUGUGGAAAUCAUCAUAAUAUUCAGCCAUGAUGUUGAAAGUCCUUUAGAUAAUGGCAAAAAACAAGCACUUUUAGUGGACAUAAAUGACGGUGUCAGCUUGCCCCAAUAGCAUCAUAUUGCAGCCUGUGAGCAGCUGCAGGCUACAGCGCUCUCCCUCAAUACUGGACCAAUUUCAUAAAUUGUUGUCCCUAUUAGUUAGACACAAAAACAUGGGAAAAUAGGGUACAGGUUGAAAAAUACCAAAGUUGACCUUUUACAUUUUAUUGUUAACUGUGACAGAAAAGCAAUGAACAUCAAUCCAGCUGUAGUGUGAAUGCAUACUGUAAGUAAAAGUCCACAUUGAUCAAAAGCUUUUAAAUGUCAGUGACACACUCUGUAAUCUAAUUGUGCAAAAUGUCCUGAAGAUUUUUGUGUUGUGAGACAAUAAGAUCAUCUAAAACAUCA
Molecule: messenger RNA, 3142 nt
Organism: Sebastes umbrosus (honeycomb rockfish)
Lineage: Eukaryota; Metazoa; Chordata; Actinopteri; Perciformes; Sebastidae
Product: transmembrane protein 235
Exons: 4
Coding region: 362-994 (210 amino acids)
Cellular component (GO): apical plasma membrane
Source: RefSeq, a predicted model, not a curated record